GUUGACCGCGACGCACGACGCGUCCUGAGCGCAUCGACUUCCUGCAAUUGCUCGUCGGCGACAUGUCGGAACUCCGUCGCUCGACCAUGCAACCUGCAACUGAUAUAUAUGGCAACACUCGGUCAGGCCUACCAAUGCCAUCAACAGCAAAGAAAGCAUCAUCGUCCGCUAUGCGCAUGUCGCUCGCUGGCCCAGCAGCCCGCACACCCUAUUUGCCCCCAGGAGCAGGUUCCGGCUCAAAUACAGGACAUUCUGGUUAUCGGUCACAGAAUGUGAAUCCACUGCUACAAAGUACAAGUAAACCAAAUUAUGGGCGUACCCCUUUAACCAACUCUUCUAGGAGGGGUUCGGUAUGGACAGGUGGUCCAUCUCUUGCCCCUCCUUCCGGCAGUCAAACAUUCAAGGACCCACGACCAAUCCGCGAGCGCUCAUAUCAAUCGAGAAUGAAACAAGACAUAUACUCUUGGCUGCAAGCGACAGAAUUUGACAUAUCUGUUCAAACGCUAUCAAACAUCACCGGAAAAGAUUACCGAGCCAUGUUCCAACAUCUUGUGACUAUCGUAGAUCCUGGAUACCCGUUUGAUCCUCGCCUUCGCUUUGAGGACGAACUUCAACCCGCUCUGAAAGCCCUGCGAUACCCGUUUUCUACCCAAAUUGACAACAAAUGGCUGGCUGCUCCGGGAAGUAUGCAUUCUUGGCCUGCUCUGCUGGCAGUUUUGCAUUGGCUGGUUGAGAUGGGAAAGGCUCGGCUGAACUACUUGCAGAGCGAGGAUGAUCCCACAUUACAAAUUGCCGAUAGAAUUCCCGAAGAGUUCAGCGACCCUAUCCAUCAUCAGGCGCUUGCAUUCAAUUACUUUUCAGAAGCCUAUGUCGCUUUUUUUCAUGGCGCAGACGUAUUCCACGAACAGGACAAAGAACUGGAAGCCAGUUACGGUACGUCUUCUAUAUUUUUAAAAGCAGCUCUUUCUGACGAUAGAAUUGAAGCGAAGAAGAACGAGAGGGUGGUCGGCGACUUAGAGAAUAAGAAAGCACCUCUAGAAAAACUCCAGAAAAUUCGGGCUUGUAUCUUGGAUGAUCGAGCCAAAUUCGACGACGUUUUGCACCGCUUGGAGUCGCGAAAAAGACAGCUCACUGAAUCUGUAGUUCGCGAGAAAGCGGAACUCGCUGCUCGAUGUGCCACUGAGAAGCUUACGGAGGUGGUCAAAGUUCAGAACCUGACAGCAGAAGAAGUCAUUCGCAUGAACACUGACCAUGAAACGCUCGCACGCAAUUUGGAGGACCUCAAAUACAAGAUUUCUGAAGCGCGCAAGACAGUGAUGUCUCUGGAAGUCAUAACAACCAACCGUGGAGCUGCGGCAGAAGAGGCACUAGAUCUCUAUGGUAAUCUCCUAUCUGCUGUGGGCUUAUUUCCCCCACUACCGCCACCGUUCGACAACAUCGAUCUCAGGUUGGAGCUAAACACGGCCGCUGCGAAUCCUCAGCAGCUAUUGUUGGGUUCCGACAUUCGCAAGGUCAUAAAACCUACACUUAAUAGUGUAGCCGAGAUCAAGAGAACAGAACGAGCAGAUAUUGAAAGCGAGCGCAUCAAAGUGGAUAACGAGCUUGAUCAACUGACUUUAGAAUGCGAGAAUGUUGACGAGGAGGUGCGAGAAAUUGAGAAGAAGGUGAUGAGCCUGAACGAGCAGGCGGAUGACCUUCGGGAUGCUGCUCAGCAAGAGUCUAUGGUCAGCAAUGCCGAGGCUGCCCGAUUGGAGAGAGAACUUGCCCAUGCGCGCACGGCCGCCUUAUCGAGUGGAAUGGGAGUAAAAUCAAGACUUCAGGCAUUACAAUUCGACUAUCGAGAGCAAAUAGCGAAGGUCUCACGAUUAAAAGACGAGACUAUCAGAGCUAUUGCCAAGAACAGCAAUGAGAUCGGUCUCUUUAAAGAAGAAGUUUCUGCGCAAUUGCGGCGCCUGCGAGAUUUUGUUGAGGAGGGGAACUGAUCAGUACCCGCGUUAGGUAGUCACAGUAUUUGACGUAUUUGUUAUAAUCUAAUUAUAUGUUAGUAGCGCUGUACCUUUCCGUAGGCGAAUAAUGCGGACCGAGUCCAAGCGCAUGCAAAAAGUUAUGUUAUCCGC
Molecule: messenger RNA, 2117 nt
Organism: Suillus discolor
Lineage: Eukaryota; Fungi; Basidiomycota; Agaricomycetes; Boletales; Suillaceae
Product: HEC/Ndc80p family-domain-containing protein
Exons: 7
Coding region: 63-1982 (639 amino acids)
Biological process (GO): attachment of mitotic spindle microtubules to kinetochore
Cellular component (GO): Ndc80 complex
Source: RefSeq, a predicted model, not a curated record